Messenger RNA from Manihot esculenta (cassava), 2151 nucleotides. Its product is annotated as cytokinin dehydrogenase 5. The transcript is spliced from 5 exons. The coding region runs from base 505 to 2151 and encodes 548 amino acids. The record is from RefSeq and is a predicted model, not a curated record. Lineage: Eukaryota; Viridiplantae; Streptophyta; Magnoliopsida; Malpighiales; Euphorbiaceae. Gene Ontology annotation, biological process: cytokinin metabolic process. Gene Ontology annotation, molecular function: cytokinin dehydrogenase activity; FAD binding.
AUCCUAGACAUGAAAGAACCCAACGCAUUUGUCAGACACACACACACACACACUCUGUAUAAUUUCUCAGAGACACAAACAAAUCAUUUUCUUUACAGAUCAAGAAACAAAGAAAAAUAAAAUUCUAGUGCUGUUUCUUGAUUUUCUUGGAUUUCUUUAUAUAAUUACUCUGCAGCUUCCAAUCUUCUUAGAGGCAAGUGUGUACGUUGUGCAACUGCAACGUAAGAAAAGGCCAAGAGGGAGUGUGAUCAAGUAGCAUCGAAUCUGUGUGCAUGGCGUGCCAAAUCUUUAAAGCGCAAUCUGGCUUACGUUAGCUCACAAGAGAUUUUGUUCUCUUCUUCUUCUGUACUUAAUACAUCUGCAACUACAAAGUACCCACCGCCAUCGCCUCCUCCUUCUCUCCGCCGGUGGACGCAUUUUUCUUCUACUUCGCUAUCGUCUUUUCUUCUCUUAUUUGGAAACUAAAUAAGUAGGAGGAGGAAAACAAGGAAAAAAAAAAUAAAAAUGGCUAUUAAUAAGCUUCUUUUGACAUUUGCUAUCUGUCGGUUGAUUGUAACCGUAGGGUUGACCGUGGACCCAGCUGAGCUUCUCCGGCUUGGCGUCGACGGUCAACUCAGCGUUGACCCUUCAGACGUGGACAUCGCUUCGCUUGAUUUCGGCUUGCUCAACCGUGCCAAGCCGAUGGCAGUAUUGCGUCCGGCUUCUGCAGAGGACAUAGCCCUGCUUGUUCGCGCCGCUUAUAAUUCGGUUGGUGGGUUUACGGUGUCUGCUAGGGGUCAUGGGCAUUCCAUAAACGGUCAGGCACAGACAAGUAAUGGAGUAGUGAUUGAGAUGAGCCGUCGCUCUGGAGGAAAUCAUCAGCUGGGGUCGGCGAAUAAUAAUCCGGCUCCUCCGCAUGUUUCAGUGAAGGAUAUGCAUGUAGACGUGUGGGGAGGAGAGCUAUGGAUAGAUGUGCUGAGGAGCACGCUAGAGUAUGGGCUCGCACCAAAAUCAUGGACCGAUUACUUGUACCUUUCAGUGGGUGGUACCUUAUCAAAUGCAGGGAUAAGUGGGCAAGCUUUUAACCACGGGCCACAGAUUAGCAAUGUUCAUGAACUCGACGUUGUUACAGGGAAGGGUGAGAUCUUGACAUGUUCAGAAGAAGAAAACUCAGAGCUGUUCCAUGCCGUUCUUGGUGGUUUGGGUCAGUUUGGCAUCAUCACUAGGGCAAGAAUUUCCCUUGAACCAGCUCCCCAUAGGGUAAGGUGGAUUAGAGUACUGUACUCCAGCUUUUCGUCCUUUACAAGAGACCAAGAGUAUCUAAUUUCCCUGCACGGAAAACCAGCUACGCAAAAAUUUGAUUACGUUGAAGGCUUUGUUAUUGUAGAUGAAGGUCUUAUUAACAACUGGAGAUCCUCUUUCUUUUCCCCUCGAAACCCAGUUAAGAUUAGCUCAAUUGGUGCUAAUGGUACUGGUGUUCUUUACUGUUUAGAAAUCACCAAGAACUACCACCAAUCCACUGUGGACACCAUUGAUCAGGAAGUAGAGAGUCUGUUGAAGAAGCUGAAUUUUAUUCCAUCAUCAGUGUUCACGACGGAUUUGCCUUACGUGGAUUUCUUGGACAGAGUCCAUAAGGCGGAGUUGAAGCUAAGGGCUAAAGGGUUGUGGGACGUGCCACAUCCUUGGCUCAACCUCUUUGUCCCCAAAUCAAGGAUUGCUGAUUUCGAUAAGGGCGUUUUCAAGGGCAUUUUGGGCAAUAAAACAAGUGGACCCAUUCUCAUUUACCCCAUGAACACAGACAAGUGGGACCAAAGGAGCUCCGUAGUGACACCCGUUGAGGAAGUGUUUUAUUUGGUGGCGUUUCUAAGAUCGGCUUUGGACAAUGGUGAGGAGACCCAGACAUUGGAGUACCUGAACAAUCAGAACCGUCAGAUUCUCAGAUUCUGUGAUGAUGCAGGAAUCAAGGUGAAGCAAUAUCUACCUCACUACACCACUCAGGAAGAGUGGAUGGACCACUUUGGGGAUAAGUGGUCCCAGUUCUACCAGAACAAGAUGGAAUUUGAUCCCCGGCGCAUUUUAGCAACUGGCCAACGUAUAUUCACGCCGUCCUUUGUUGCUGCGUCAUCAUCUUAUUCUUCUUCUUCUUUUAGUACCGUGGCCCUGUGGCGAUAA